AUGGAGGAGGUAUUUUUAUUGGCUCUUCUAUUUAAAGAGGAAGAAAAGCGCCAAAGAAAAAAGCAAGCAAGAUUUUGGAUUUUGGAGCGAUUUUUAGAGUACUUCUGUAUGUCAUCUGGAAAGUACAAUGAGCUACUAGAGAUUAUUCAUGAAGACAUUCAGUUGCAAAAUAUAAGAUUUAGACACUGCAUACUACCUGUAGAAAGGCUGGCCGUUUGUCUAAGAUCGAGUAUGAGUGUACGGUAUAUCGUCCCGAUGUUGAUAUCCCGCGCCCAAUUCUGCAAGCUCAGCACUGGCCCUGGCCAAAUGACAUCAUCGCUUACGCUGCUCACUCAGCGUCGGUCUAAGCCGGAACCCCAAAAGUUGAUAACAUUCGGCCUUUCCUGACACCUGGAGUGUCCCUACUCCAGCACUGAACCUACAUAAGAAAAGCUAUUAGUAGUGGGCGUAACGACUAUUGUUUAUUUGUGUUAUAAAUAUCAGUACUUGUUUUGUGUUAUCAUGACUACCUAGUUACUUAAGAGCUACAUUAGUAGUUUUUUUUAUUAUAACUACUAUAAAGUAGCGGUGGGAUACCACCAAAAUAAGUGUUUUCUUUUAAUUUUUUUUUUUGACUGGUGUCGGUGGCGACCAAAAUAAAGAGGCGGUUGCGGAAACAUGGCAGGCUUACGGAUGAAAACGUUGAUACUGGAGAUUGCAGCGAGGAGCCUCCGGUCCGAGUGGUGCGCACUUUAGAGAGAGCAAAAUAAUUUGAGUUUGGUCGUUGAAGGCGAGUCAGGUACCCCAACAACCGAUAUUGAUUUGCAUUCUCUUUUAAAUGAGGCAAGGGCAGAAGUCGAGGCGCUAAGAAGCCAACUUGUAGGUACACAAAGAUGACCGAUUGAUACCUGAAUUUGAUCCCUUAUAGUAGGGGAGCCCAAGAGGGGAUUUUGGGAGUUACUCAAGCACAGCAGAUUAACAUAUCUAAGUCCUCUAUAUAAGGCCGCGCGUGUAGGGCAGCCAAUCAGAAUAGUAAAAAAAAAUCGAUAGUUGGAAAUACUCGAGCGCGUCAGAUUAAGAUAUGAUGGGUUAAUUACAUGCUGAAAAGUGUGCAUUUCAAUAAUCUGAUGAUUUGAGCGUGACGUAAGGCAGUCGGAAGGUCACAAAGUUGCAAAAAAACGUCACCUCGGCAUUCUCGAGCGCGGUCGAUUUUUUUUUAUUUUGAAGGACAUAAUUCAAGGAUAACGGGAAAAAUAUCUGCCGAUUUCCACAAGCCGAAGUAACAAAAAUCGUUAAUAAAGUUUAGCGGGUGCAGCUGCAUGGAAAUACAUGUUGUUUUGAAACUCCGUCAGGAAACUCCGGGAGGUGAUUCUGUGGA
Messenger RNA from Anoplophora glabripennis (Asian longhorned beetle), 1357 nucleotides. RefSeq lists its product as uncharacterized. NCBI's taxonomy places the organism in Eukaryota, Metazoa, Arthropoda, Insecta, Coleoptera, Cerambycidae. The coding region runs from base 1 to 387 and encodes 128 amino acids. The record is from RefSeq and is a predicted model, not a curated record. The transcript is spliced from 2 exons.